AAGUUAUUGGGUUACAACAAACGCCUAGUAAUGAUAGGCAGUGUAUUGAAACAUUCAGCAAAUGACUUAUCCUCUAUGGGAAUAAUCUUUGGAAUCACGAUCAGCGCAUUUAUUCUAUCCGGUUAUGCAAUUCUUCACACAGAGCGCUCCGAGUACAUGUCAAUCUUCACCUCUGCACUCAAUUCCGUCAUAUAUUUACUCGGUAAAAAUAAACUUGGACAUAUCAUGAUGGUUUAUUCCGACUCUCCUCUGCACAAUCUCUAUUUUAUGGGCCUGGUAUUUUAUGUUAUAUUUAUAUUAAUCACCAUGUUUCAAGCUAUACUCAACUCCAGCAUGGCAGUAAUCAAGAGCGACCUUGAUCAAAUUCCAGCACCAUAUGGAAUAACGAAUGUGUUAAAG
Molecule: messenger RNA, 399 nt
Organism: Lottia gigantea (owl limpet)
Lineage: Eukaryota; Metazoa; Mollusca; Gastropoda; Lottiidae
Exons: 1
Biological process (GO): detection of mechanical stimulus
Cellular component (GO): membrane
Molecular function (GO): calcium channel activity
Source: RefSeq, a predicted model, not a curated record